GUCGCCGCUGCCAGCCGCCGGGCCUGUCUGCCCGCCGCGCCGCUGCUUCACGCCUGCCGGUGCCCGCCGGUGCCCGCGCCGGCCGCAUGGAGCUCCAGGGCUUCUGCAGCGCGGACGGCUCCGACCCCUUCUGGGAGUGGACCGUCACGUGGAACACCAGCAACCCUGACUUCACCAAGUGCUUUCAGAACACCAUCCUCGUGUGGGUGCCUUGUGUUUACCUCUGGGUCUGCUUCCCCUUCUACUUCCUCUAUCUGUCCCACCAUGACCGGGGCUACAUUCAGAUGACACAUCUCAACAAAGCCAAAACUGCCUUGGGGUUUUUGCUGUGGCUCGUCUGCUGGGCAGACCUCUUCUACGCUUUCUGGGAAAGAAGUUGGGGCCGGUUCCCAGCCCCCGUGUUUCUGGUCAGCCCAACGCUCUUGGGUAUCACCAUGCUGCUUGCUACCUUUUUAAUUCAGUUCGAGAGAAGGAAGGGAGUCCAGUCCUCAGGGGUAAUGCUCACAUUUUGGCUUGUAGCCCUACUGUGUGCCCUUGUCAUCUUGAGAUCCAAAAUCAUGAAUGCCUUAAAAGAGGAUGCCGAAGUCGAUGUGUUUCGCGAUGCCACCUUCUACAUUUACUUCUCCCUCGUGCUGAUUCAGCUCGUGCUGUCCUGUUUCUCAGACCGCCUGCCCCUGUUCUCUGAAACCAUCAAUGACCCCAAUCCAUGCCCGGAAUCCGGCGCCUCCUUCCUUUCCAGAAUCACCUUCUGGUGGAUCACAGGGUUGAUGGUCCUGGGCUACCGCCACCCCCUGGAGAGCACGGACCUCUGGUCCCUGAACAAGGAGGACAUGUCAGAACAAGUGGUGCCCAUGUUGGUAAAGAACUGGAAGAAGGAAUGUGCCAAAUCCAGAAAGCAGCCGGUGAAGAUCGUGUACUCAUCCAAGGAUCCCGCGAAGCCUAAAGGCGGCUCCAAAGUGGAUGUGAACGAGGAGGCCGAGGCUUUGAUCGUCAAGCCCUCCCAGAAGGAGCGGGAUCCAUCGCUGUUCAAGGUGCUUUACAAGACCUUUGGGCCCUACUUCCUCAUGAGCUUCCUGUUCAAGGCCCUGCACGACCUGAUGAUGUUUACAGGCCCAGAGAUCUUGAAGCUGCUCAUCAACUUUGUGAACGACAAGGAGGCUCCGAACUGGCAGGGCUACUUCUACACAGCACUGCUCUUCAUCAGCGCCUGCCUCCAGACCCUCGUGCUGCACCAGUAUUUCCACAUCUGCUUCGUCAGUGGCAUGAGGAUCAAGACCGCCGUAGUCGGGGCCGUCUACCGGAAGGCCCUGGUGAUCACCAAUUCCGCCAGGAAAUCCUCCACUGUGGGGGAGAUCGUCAAUCUCAUGUCUGUGGACGCCCAGAGGUUCAUGGACCUGACCACAUACAUCAAUAUGGUCUGGUCAGCCCCUCUGCAGGUCAUCCUUGCUCUCUACCUCCUGUGGCUGAACCUGGGUGCCUCCGUCCUGGCCGGGGUUGCUGUGAUGGUUCUCAUGGUUCCUCUCAAUGCCGUGAUGGCCAUGAAGACCAAGACCUACCAGGUGGCCCACAUGAAAAGCAAAGACAAUCGGAUUAAGCUGAUGAAUGAGAUUCUCAAUGGGAUCAAAGUGCUCAAGCUUUAUGCCUGGGAGCUGGCUUUCAAGGACAAGGUGCUGGCCAUCAGGCAGGAGGAGCUGAAGGUGCUAAAGAAAUCUGCCUACCUGGCAGCCGUGGGGACCUUCACCUGGGUCUGCACGCCUUUCCUGGUUGCCCUGUCUACAUUUGCCGUCUACAUGACCAUCGACAAGAGCAACGUCCUCGAUGCCCAGAAAGCCUUUGUGUCCUUGGCCUUGUUCAACAUCCUCCGUUUCCCCCUGAAUAUUCUCCCCAUGGUCAUCAGCAGCAUCGUGCAGGCGAGUGUCUCCCUCAAACGCCUCAGGAUCUUCCUGUCCCACGAGGAGCUGGAACCCGACAGCAUCGAGCGGACGCCCAUCAAAGACGGUGGGGGCAUGAACAGCAUCACCGUGAAGAAUGCCACCUUCACAUGGGCCAGGAACGACCCUCCCACACUGAAUGGCAUCACCUUCUCCAUUCCGGAAGGUUCCUUGGUGGCCGUGGUGGGACAGGUGGGAUGUGGAAAGUCAUCUCUGCUCUCAGCGCUCUUGGCCGAGAUGGACAAAGUAGAGGGGCACGUGUCUCUCAAGGGCUCAGUGGCCUACGUCCCCCAGCAGGCCUGGAUUCAGAAUGACUCUUUGCGAGAAAACAUCCUUUUCGGACGCCAGCUACAGGAACAAUAUUAUGAGUCUGUGAUAGAAGGCUGCGCCCUCGUCCCAGAUCUGGAAAUCCUGCCCAGUGGGGACCGGACUGAGAUUGGUGAGAAGGGCGUGAACCUGUCUGGGGGCCAGAAGCAGCGCGUGAGCCUGGCCCGGGCCGUGUACUGCAACUCUGACAUCUACCUGUUCGACGACCCCCUCUCGGCUGUGGACGCCCACGUGGGAAAACACAUAUUUGAAAAUGUGAUUGGUCCCAAGGGGCUGCUGAAGGACAAGACACGGCUCCUGGUCACGCACGGGAUCAGCUUCCUGCCUCAAACAGACAUCAUCAUCGUCAUGAGUGGCGGCAAGAUCUCGGAGAUGGGUUCCUACCAAGAGCUGCUGGCCCGGGAUGGGGCGUUCGCCGAGUUCCUGCGCACCUACGCCAGCACCGAGCAGGAGCAGGAGGAGCAGGACGAUGGCAGCAAAGUUGAGGGCGAAGAGGAGAAAGGGUUAGCAGGCCUGAGCGGUCCAGGGAAAGAGAUGAAGCAAAUGGAGAACGGCAUGGUGGUGACGGACGCUGUGGGAAAGCAACUGCAGAGACAGCUCAGCAGCUCGUCGUCCUACAGCGGGGACGUCAGCCGGCAACACAACAGCACCGCCGAGCUGCAGAAAGCUGAGACCAAGAAGGAAGACACAUGGAAGCUGAUGGAGGCCGACAAGGCCCAGACAGGGCAGGUCAAGCUCGCCGUGUACUGGGAGUACAUGAAGGCCGUUGGACUUUUCAUCUCCUUUCUGAGCAUCUUCCUUUUCUUGUGUAACCACGUGGCCGCCCUGGCCUCGAACUAUUGGCUGAGCAUCUGGACCGAUGACCCCGUCAUCAACGGGACCCAGCAACACACAGAGGUCCGGCUGAGCGUCUAUGGAGCCCUGGGCAUCUCGCAAGGUGUCGCGGUGUUCGGCUACUCCAUGGCCCUGUCCAUCGGGGGCAUCUUCGCCUCCCGCCACCUGCAUCUGGACCUGCUGCACAAUGUCCUGCGCUCCCCCAUGAGCUUCUUCGAGCGGACCCCGAGUGGGAACCUGGUGAACCGCUUCUCCAAGGAGCUGGACACCGUGGACUCCAUGAUCCCGCAGGUCAUCAAAAUGUUCAUGGGCUCCCUGUUCAACGUCAUCGGCGCCUGCGUCGUCAUCCUGCUGGCCACGCCCAUCGCCGCCGUCAUCAUCCCCCCGCUCGGCCUCGUCUACUUCUUCGUCCAGAAAUUCUACGUGGCCUCCUCCCGGCAGCUGAAGCGCCUCGAAUCGGUCAGCCGCUCCCCAGUUUACUCCCACUUCAACGAGACGCUGCUGGGGGUCAGCGUAAUCCGGGCCUUCGCGGAGCAGGAGCGCUUCAUCCGCCAGAGCGACCUGAAGGUGGACGAGAACCAGAAGGCGUAUUACCCCAGCAUCGUGGCCAACAGGUGGCUGGCCGUGCGGCUGGAGUGUGUGGGGAACUGCAUUGUCCUGUUUGCCUCUCUGUUUGCUGUGAUCUCCCGGCACAGCCUUAGCGCCGGCUUGGUGGGCCUCUCAGUAUCUUACUCGUUGCAGGUUACCACCUACUUGAACUGGCUCGUUCGGAUGUCGUCAGAGAUGGAGACUAACAUUGUGGCCGUGGAGAGACUCAAGGAGUAUUCCGAAAUCGAGAAGGAGGCUCCCUGGCGGAUUGAGGAGAUGGCUCCCUCCAGCACCUGGCCCCAGGUGGGCCGAGUGGAAUUCCGGAACUUCGGCCUGCGUUACCGAGACGACCUGGACUUGGUGCUCAAACACAUCAACAUCACCAUCGAGGGAGGGGAAAAGGUUGGCAUCGUGGGGCGGACAGGAGCUGGGAAGUCAUCCCUGACCCUGGGCUUGUUUCGGAUCAACGAGUCUGCCGAGGGCGAGAUCAUUAUCGAUGGCGUCAACAUUGCCAAGAUCGGCCUGCACGAUCUGCGGUUCAGGAUCACCAUCAUCCCCCAGGACCCCGUUUUGUUUUCGGGUUCCCUCCGCAUGAACCUGGACCCGUUCAGCCAGUACUCAGAUGAGGAAGUCUGGACAUCACUGGAGCUGGCUCACCUCAAGAAUUUCGUGUCGGCUCUUCCCGAUAAGCUGAACCACGAGUGUGCAGAAGGCGGAGAGAACCUGAGCAUCGGGCAGCGCCAGCUCCUGUGCCUGGCCCGGGCCCUGCUGAGGAAGACGAAGAUCCUUGUGCUGGAUGAGGCUACAGCCGCCGUGGACCUGGAAACGGACGACGUCAUCCAGUCCACCAUCCGGACGCAGUUCGACAGCUGUACAGUGCUCACCAUUGCUCACCGGCUCAACACCAUCAUGGAUUAUACGAGAGUGAUCGUGCUGGACAAAGGAGAAAUCCUGGAGUGCGGGCCCCCGUCCGACCUCCUGCAGCAGCGUGGUCUCUUCUACAGCAUGGCCAAAGAUGCUGGCUUGGUGUGAGCCCCGGAGCUGUGCGUCUGGUCUGAUCCACAGGGCUCACAUGCCAGCCCCCCAGGAUGAGUCAGCUUCCUUGGGAACCCAAGCCUCCCGUAUACUGAAACCAAAAACAAAGAAAAACCAAAUCCCCAAAACCAAAACACACACAAAGCAGCCAUCAUCUGGCCCUCCGGCCUGGAAUUGGCCGUGAAGAAACAGGAGAGACCCGGGUCUGCAUCCACCCAAAACACGCACACCUUUGCCUCUGUCACCCCCCCACACACACACACAAGAAGCACACGUGUUCUCGCACCGCUGAGAAUGCUGGGCCGUGUUCUUGGUGCUCCACGGGGAGGUUUUGACAGCCAGACUCUGGAGAAAUUGCUUGCGGAAAAUAUGCUAGUGACCAAAUCCAGCCAACUGCCUCAGAUCUCUUCAGCAAGAGCUGGUGGACUCCAAAUCUUCGAGAAGCUCCCUGGCCCCUGGCAGCUGCCCCCAGCACCUCUAACGUCCUUGUCAGGCUCUACCCAGAAUGCUUCGUUUCCUCGCAGCUGCAGGUUAGAGGUGAAGAUCAUUCUCACCGUCAGGCAGUGUCCCAAGGGCCAUGGCUUCUCCUCUCACCAACCAUCUGGUCUUCCGGGCACUAAGAGCUGGGAACCACCAUCCCAGCACUGCCUCACCGGCCGGAGGCAGCCUCGUCACCCACACAUUUCCCACUGGCAGGACUUGGCUGGCUUUGCAGGCGACCCAGACCUGGAACGCCCGGGUCCGGGGAUGCUCUCUCAAUGCCGCCGUCCCGCUUGGUUGCUCGCCUCACCCACUCCAGCCUUUUCCUCGCUUUCCCUCCUGCCUCUUUUUACCCAUUGCUAGAAGGGGUUUACUCUGGUACCUGACCGACGCCUGCUCUUGGUUGCGAAGCAUUCAAAGCCGAGAGCACUGGGUACCUCCAGCUAUGACCAGUGGGGACUAAAAAGAGCUCCGUUGAAUCUUCUCAUUUUUUAGAUUUCAGUUUCUCACCCUCAGCCUGUGGGUAGCUGUCAAGGGUGGCAGUGUGGAGAAGUUGACAUUUCGUUACAGCGUGUCUUCCAGGACAAGAAAAGAACCUGUUUACGAAUAUCAGUGAUUUCUUUUUCUUUAAAGUACUGCUCCCGUAGAAAACCAGUCUCAAAAUGACUGGAAUUUCUUGGGUGGAAAUAGUGGGCCGGAGAGCAGCAUUCCCGGCGAAGAGCCAAGCUGGCCUAGCAUCUGACGGUUGGUCCGCGUGUUCCUGGAAAAAAACGGAGAAGUGGAGUCCUUCGAGGCCUGUCCGUUAGGUCUUGCAGGUGGAGACCAAAGAAAGACCCAAAAAGCAGAGAGAGGUCACUGCUGCCCCAAGUUUCGUACUUGCUAUGAAUGAUGUGGCUGACUUGAAAUCCAGAAGCAUCUUUCUCCCUUUAGGUGGAAAUACAUAUUUAUUUUUUGUAAGUUAUACCAUUCUUUCACAAUGGAUAAACCAAGUUUCUCUUGGGGAUCUUUUUGUAAUGACUUACA
Messenger RNA from Rhinolophus ferrumequinum (greater horseshoe bat), 6218 nucleotides. RefSeq names its product ATP binding cassette subfamily C member 1 (gene ABCC1). Gene Ontology annotation, molecular function: ABC-type xenobiotic transporter activity; glutathione transmembrane transporter activity; ATP hydrolysis activity. Gene Ontology annotation, cellular component: basolateral plasma membrane. Lineage: Eukaryota; Metazoa; Chordata; Mammalia; Chiroptera; Rhinolophidae. The transcript is spliced from 32 exons. Bases 87 to 4712 code for a protein of 1541 amino acids. The record is from RefSeq and is a predicted model, not a curated record. Gene Ontology annotation, biological process: xenobiotic transport; glutathione transmembrane transport.